AUGAGCAGUAAUGAUUUUUCUGAGGUGGAGGUUGAUGAUGAUGAAGAUGAAGAUGAAGGCUUCAAACCAAUAGCAAAUUCAGUAAGCGAGCUGUUUGCAACUGACAUUCCUGCACGAAGUACCUUUAGGGCAAUUUCAGCCAUUCUCUUGGGCGGUGGUUCUGCUGCUAAUAUUAAUACGAGUAGAGAGCAGAAAUCAAAAAAGACGUUAAUUUAUUUGACGGGUUUGGUGGUUGCCAUGGUUGGUAGUACUUAUGCUGCUGUUCCUCUUUAUAGGAGGUUCUGUCAAGCCACUGGUUAUGGCGGAACUGUUCAACGCCGCGAGAGUGUUGAAGAGAAGAUUGCUCGGCAUGCUAACGAUGGAACUGUUGCCACUAGGGAGAUAGCAGUGCAGUUUAAUGCUGAUGUGGGUGACGGAAUGCCAUGGAAGUUCGCUCCUACACAAAGAGAGGUAAGGGUGAAGCCAGGAGAAAGUGCUCUUGCAUUUUACACCGCUGAAAAUCGAAGCUCCACUCCAAUAACUGGUGUAUCUACAUAUAAUGUUACUCCUAUGAAGGCUGCCGUGUACUUCAAUAAAAUACAAUGUUUUUGCUUUGAGGAGCAGCGUCUUCUUCCCGGGGAGCAGAUUGACAUGCCUGUCUUCUUUUAUAUUGAUCCAGAAUUUGAAACGGAUCCUAGAAUGGAUGGAAUCAACAACAUAAUUUUAUCGUAUACAUUCUUUAAAGUUUCAGAGGAGUAACCUUGCCGAUGCUUUUGCAUGCCAUCACCAAAACAUCCUCACAAUUAAAAACUUGGAGGGCUUAGCCAGCGUAUCCAGUUAUCCAGUGAGUGUUACUGCAUACUUGCUUUGAACUUCCAGCGAGGGUAUGGCGGAUAUGCUGUGCGGAUAAAGCUCAUAGGCUUGUUUACAAGAUUUAUUCAAAUGUACGGUUGUUUCUAGUGGAACAACCUGAGAUUUAUUCCAUAGAAAUAAAUUCAGAAGUUGGUUUACUAUUUGUUCGCUUGGUUCAAAAUGUGCUCGGAAAUUAUCUGCAAGGCCCAAUCGUUUAUGCUGCCAAUAUGAACCCAUUUUUCCGUGGUGCUGCAUGAACACUCCUUCAUGCUAGUCAAGAACUUGUAACAGAUUGUAUUUGCGGGAAACUGGCUGUCCAUUGAGUCCCACGAGGCUUUUUUUCUUCA
Populus trichocarpa (black cottonwood) is the source of this 1178-nucleotide messenger RNA. RefSeq names its product cytochrome c oxidase assembly protein COX11, mitochondrial. The record is from RefSeq and is a predicted model, not a curated record. The transcript has 8 exons. Lineage: Eukaryota; Viridiplantae; Streptophyta; Magnoliopsida; Malpighiales; Salicaceae. The coding region runs from base 1 to 738 and encodes 245 amino acids. Gene Ontology annotation, cellular component: mitochondrial inner membrane. Gene Ontology annotation, molecular function: copper ion binding.